AUGGCUCUUCAACACGGCAAUCCCGCGGACCUCCUCCCCGUCCAUUGGAAAUCCCAAAUUACCGCCUGGUUCGCAGAAGAUACCCCAUCCUUCGAUUACGGCGGCUUCGUCGUCGGCGACAGCGAGCGGACCGCUACCCUCUUUGGUAAAUCCAAAGCAAUAUUAGCGGGCGUACCCUUCUUCGACGAGAUCUUCGCACAAGCAGGAUGUACUGUAAAGUGGCAUCUAAAAGAAGGCGCAGAGGUUGACCCGGGCUCGAAAGGGAAGAUAGCUGUUGCGACAGUUACAGGUCCUGUGCGGAAACUGUUGUUAGGGGAAAGGGUGGCCUUGAAUACAUUGAGCAGGUGCUCCGCCGUAGCGACGAAAUCAAGAAACAUGGAAGAGUUGGUUAGGAAGGCAGGAUAUAAGGGCAUACUUGCCGGCACAAGGAAGACUACGCCGGGAUUCAGGCUGGUAGAGAAGUACGGGAUGAUUGUUGGGGGUGUAGAUGGUCAUAGACAUGAUCUGUCGAGUAUGAUCAUGUUGAAGGACAACCACAUUUGGGCGCGGGGUAGCAUUACGGAAGCUGUGAAGGCAGCCAAGUCCGCAGGCGGCUUCGCGUUGAAAGUGGAGGUGGAAGUUGAUAGCGAGGAGGGCGCGGACGAAGCCAUUGCUGCUGGAGCGGACAUCAUCAUGUUAGAUAAUUUUGAUGGAGAUGGACUCAAGGUUGCGGCGAGGAGUAUCAGGCAAAGAUGGGCUGCGAAACGGGAAUUCUUGCUCGAGUGUAGCGGUGGCUUGACGUCGGAGAAUGUUGGCACAUACAUUAAUAACGAUAUCGACAUCAUCUCUACCAGUUCGAUACACCAAGGCGUACCACAUGUCGACUUCUCUCUCAAAAUCGAUCAUUAG
Molecule: messenger RNA, 888 nt
Organism: Lachnellula hyalina
Lineage: Eukaryota; Fungi; Ascomycota; Leotiomycetes; Helotiales; Lachnaceae
Gene: BNA6
Product: Nicotinate-nucleotide pyrophosphorylase [carboxylating]
Exons: 2
Coding region: 1-888 (295 amino acids)
Biological process (GO): quinolinate catabolic process; NAD+ biosynthetic process
Cellular component (GO): cytoplasm
Molecular function (GO): nicotinate-nucleotide diphosphorylase (carboxylating) activity
Source: RefSeq, a predicted model, not a curated record